AUGGCCAGUGAUACAGAAGACGAGCUGAUGCAACCGGUGUCCGGUGGCGGCGGACCGGUGGUACCCGGUUCCUCCUGCCCGGUGCCCGGCCGGACAAGAAGGCUUCGAAAUCGUACCGUUCUCGGCAACGACACAGACGGGGACAGCGGCAGUAGCAGCGGCAGUGGCCCGAUAGCGGGUCCCAGCCGGAGAAGGCCGGCCGGAGCUGUCGUGAUGGAGCUGGCAUCCGAAAGUUCCGAGUGGGAGUCGGACUGGAACAGUGACGAGGAGCAGCUGCUGGAGAAGGGCGACAAGGACGCGGUGGCCGCAGUCCUGGCCAGUAAGCUCGGGUACGCCUCGGACGACUCGAGUGGCGGCAGCAGCAGCAGCAGCGACAACGAAAAGUGUCCCAUUUGCUUGCUGUCGCUGCACAGCCAGCAGAUUGGCGUGCCGGAGGUGUGCGAACAUGUGUUCUGUGCGGCGUGCAUCGAGGAAUGGUCACGCACCGUCUCCACCUGUCCGAUUGAUCGUAAAGACUUUGCCGCGAUCAACGUCUACCCGAACAUCGACCAGCGGACAACAGUGCUGCGGACGUACCGCGUCCAACCGAAACCGGUCGAUACACUCGGCAGCCAAGAACUCGAUGGUGGCACCGGCGGUGUGCCCGGUCCGUUCCUCGACGUCGACGUCGACGACUUGAUCUUCUGCGAGGUGUGUCACCAGGCGCACCACGAAGAACGGAUGCUUCUGUGCGAUUCGUGCAACAACGGGUUCCACUUGGAGUGUCUCAAUCCGCCGCUAGUAGAGAUUCCGUUCGGUUCGUGGUACUGCGACGGGUGCUUUGCAUCCGGCUCCGACGAGGAUGACAACGAGCUGCAAGAUCUGUUGAACGAUCUGAACCAAAUCGGUGGCAUGAGGGAGUCCCGGCUCCGGCAGCGCAUUCGCAGCCCCCCGCGGAUCGUUCGCACGCGCCAGAGUGAGCGUAUCCGCGCGGCCAUUCGCGACCGGAUGCGCGGAGAGCUGCUGAGCCAGGCACGCCUGGAACCGGCGAUCACUUUGUCGGCUCGCGGAUCCAGCAGCAACGCGGCGGCGGUGGAGCGUUCUCGCGCCCGACUGGCCGCCGGUUCUUCUGCCCACGGAGGAAGCAGCAGCAGCAGCAGCCUCGUGGCGGUAACGUCGGUUCCGCGUGCCCGAAAAACGGUCAAACGAAAACGGCGCACGCGGCGCCAGAUUCUCAGUAUGAUCAUCUCGGAGUACGACGUCGACAACAACGACGACGACGGAGGGCGCGGAGGCGAACCGGGACAGAAGUUUGCCAUCAAACGCAAGAAGCUCUACAGCACGUUGCGCAAGCUGCGGAAGAAGCGAGCAAAGCGUCGGAAAACGACGGGCAGUGCUCACGCGACCGGACGGAGGCGUGCCACGGCCACCAUCACGGCGAGCGAGGAAUUGGCGGGGGCCACCAACUUCGCCGGGGACUCCGUGCAGCGGCAGCGGAUCGGAAGGGGCGUAACGCCACUGAAAAUCUUUGGCGGUCGGAACGAUUUGGACUACUUCAGCGACGACGACGAAGACGAAGAAAGCAGCACCGGUGGCGGUGGGGGAGGCAGAGCGGCCGGCGGCGGCGGCGGGUCAACGCUGAUCGGUACGAUGCCUCGACUUCGCAACCCGCUUGGUCUACGGAGGGCACUGAAGAGUGGCUUCGAGCGGUUCAGUACGCCGAGCAGUUCGGCACCGGGGUCGAAUGGCGGUUCGGUCGAUAUCCUUGGGAGCAUUCUCGAGAGUCAGGAACGGUGGCAUUCGCGCGACGGCCUGCGGAACGUGCGGAUCAAUGGUGGAAAAAUCAUUUUUCCCAGCAACGGACCGAGCAGUGAGCGUCCCAGCGACGGUGGUGCCCCGAGUCAACGCAACCGGCCGGGUGUUACCGGCAUUACCAGUGCGGCCAACACCUCCGGUGCCAGUAGCACCGUCACGAGUCAAUCACUGGCCGGUGCGGACGGGAAUGCCGGUGGUUCCAGCAGCCUGUCAGUGAACGGAACUUCCGAUGGUGCUUUUGGUGCCGGUUCCACCGGCGCUGCAACGGCCGGAAGUUCGUCGCAAGGUGGCUUGGGACCGGCCGACGGUUCCCUCGAUGAGCUCGAUCCAUCCGAUACGUCCAUCUUUGUCGAUCUCCCGUUUCCUGGCAAAUCAUCCACCGCUGAAGACGAGACCCAGGAGAAGCAGGAAGAGGACUCGCCGGGCAAGGAAGUGACGGGCGAGGGCAGUAAACCGAUUGCGGGUCGCCUUCCGAAGGGCCUAGCGCACGAUGCGACGGUUACGGCUGCCGGCAGCUCAUCCUCAUCCGUCGCGGAAAACAACUGUCCCAAUUUUUCCGUCUACUCCUCGGAGACACUGCACUACGCCAAGGGAUCGGCAGACGGCAACCAACUGUACGAUCCGCUCGACAGCGAGCAGCGGACCGAGGACGAGGAGGAUGAGGGGGGCGAUCGCGACGAAGAUCUGGUUCAGCUAGACGACGACGAUCCGCUCGGGCAGGGCGAAAAACCGGUGGCUGGUGGUGGGGACGUGACGGCAAACGGAGCCAGUAACGGGCAAGGGCAAGACGAGGAGGUUUGCCCCGAACGGGACGAGGACAAUGGAACACCGGCACGAGACGAGUUCGAUUCCGAGAGCGACGAUGAGUUGAAGAAAAUCGAAGCCGACUCUAGCCGGGGACUCGACGGUCGGGGCCGAUCGAGCCGGAGCGAGCGGGGCCUGGAUGCGCUGACGCCACCACUGACGACUUCGCUCGUGGCAGCUCUGGGUGCAUCCGGGGCAGCGAUGGCGGCGGCAUCGGCCAUCGCCACAGCCAACUUUGGCCCCCCGAUUGGCCUCGCGACGUCGACGGCGAGUGGGUGCGGUGGCGAUGACGAUCGCAGCUAUACACCGUGCUUGGACGAAAAGUAUCAGGAGCGCCGGGAGCUGAUCGAUCACCACACCGGUGAGGAUACGUCCGGGGAAGGUGGCGGUCUGCUGGCGUCGUCGGUCCGGUUCCACAGUCAGGGCAGUGCGAUCGAUUCGGCCGGAAUCGGUGGCAUGGACACGGAGCUCAUUUCCGAGGAGGACGACAACGCGUUCGGCGAGACAGCGGAGGACGGUGCGGGGCCAUCCGGUACCGGCAAAGCGUCAACCUCCACAGGGGCGGGUGCGAAGCGGAAGACGGGCAGCGAGCUAACGUUCAAGAAGGUCACGAAAAAGGGCCGCGAGCGAAACUAUCGUGAAAAGGACUCGAAGAAAAGGUCCUCGCGUCGGGACGGCGAGCGGUCGGACGGCGGCGAGAAUGGUGGUGACAGUGGCGGAGGUGACGGUGCCUACGGUGGCAAAUCGGACAGCAGAAGCCGACCCCGACGACCGAAGCGCAAAGAGAUGCCACGCUACGACAUCCGGUCGAUCAUCGCGGAGAAGCGUCCCCGCAUCUACAAGGAUCCGUUCGGGCGCGACGUCACACCGAAGCGGCGUUCCAGGACACGGUCCCCGCGAGUACCGUCGCGCAGCCGCUCCCGGGACCGUAAUCGAAACAUUUCGAUUUCACUCUCACCCGAACCGCCGCUUCUUGCUGCUGCCGGGAGCACAAGACCGUCGCGGCACUACGCGGCCGGGGCAGCUGGAGCAAGCCGGCGUCGUUCGCCGUCCCCCAGACAACAUCGUGCCGCUCGAUCGCCGCCCUCGAUGCGCUCUCCACUGCCAUUCCGGUCGCGGUCUCGUUCACGGUCGCGCGGCGUCGGAGGACCUUUGGGGACGCUGCGAUCGUUGUCACCGCGCUCACCCCGUGCACGCUACGCCCGAUCGAUACGUUCCCGAACGUUCUCACGAUCACCAUCGCCACCGGCAGCGGUUCACCGGGUCCCACUAGCGCUAAGUGGAGGAAGCCGUAGUUUGCGGCGCUCCCCACCACACGCCUCCCGGUCACGCACACGAUCGCCGGCGGAACGGAAGCUGGCGGGUCGGUUGAAGAAGAAAUCGAAACGAAAGUCAAAGCGGGUCGCCUCGGUCAGUCGCAGCCGGAGCAGGAGUCGAAGUCGCAGCCGUAGCCGCAGCCGCAAACGGAGCCGCAGCCGGAGUCGGAGCAGGAGUCGAAGCCGUAGCCGGAGCCCAGUGGAUCGACGGGCUCGCCGGUUGCCAAAGGUUCCCACCUACAGCAGCCGAAGCGGGCGGAAGAAAAAGUCGAAACGCCAAAGCGUUUCUUCGCCGCCCGCCCGCGCCAUUUCUCCGGACCGACGGCCGGCCGGACAAGCAGGCUCCGGGGCGCAAAAGAAGCAAAAGAAGAAGGGUCGCAAACGAUCGUCCCCCUCGCAGAUCGUUUCGCGAUCGACGUCCCGCACACCACCACCGCCCGGCCCUUCGGCCAGUGGUCUAACGGAACGCUUCACCAAAGGCCGCCAGCGGGGCUCGUGGACACCUCCCCCAAUGGCUGCGCCAGCCACGGGCAACGUGGCGACCGUCAGUGGCAGUCGGGUCAAGACGAACGGGGCCGCCAAUCUGACGGUCAUUCUCACCAACGAAGAAGCAGUGGCCAAACAGCAGCAGCAGCAGCAACAGCAGGCUCUCGGCGGCACUGCGAAGGAGCACCGCAGCAAGGCCGCCCGGAAGGAGGCACGGCGCCGGGAGCGGGCCCGAGAGAAGAAUAGCCUACCCUCGAAGGAAGUAUUUACAUCGGGUGAUAAUAUUCUUGUAAGUGUUAGCUUUAACGAUAAGACGACACCGGCCACCGGUGGUGGGGUCAGCGGUGCCAAGGAGCUGGACAAGGCGCUGGCCGAUGGAUCGACGGCGGACGAACACCGGUACCACCACCAUCAUCACUACCACCACGGAGCGGGUACGGCACCGAGUGGCACGGAUCGAGCCAAGCAGCGGCUCAAGGACGGUGGCGGCGCGGCCACAUCGAAACGCCAGCGUGCGGUCGCUGGCGCUGCUCCGCUCGACGGUUGCGAGCGUCCGAAAAGCAAGCGCGUCGAUCGGAUCGGCAAGCAGCAACAACGGGGAACGCUCGCGUCUCGUCUCGGGGAUGGUCCCGCGGUCAAGCCGGUGGUUAUCAUCGAUCUGGACGGAUCGCCCUUCCGUGUGCUGACCCCAUCGCCGAAGGCCGUCAUCGUACUGUCGGACAGUGACACCGAGAAGGACAAGGAUCUGCGGGGCCCUGCCGGUGGAGCGGGACCAUCCGGAAGCAUCCUCGUUGCACAGGCCACAGGAGGAGGACCACAGGGGGCGCAGGAGAAAGAGAGCAACGGAGGAGCUACAGCGCGCAGUAACGCCAUCGGUCAAUCGUUGGGCCAGUCGUUGGGUCUUGUCGUGGAUGGACAAAGCGGUGGCGCGCCAACACUCCCGGGGGCCGGUCCAAGUGGUGCUACGGGAGGUGCUGGAGCUGGCGCUGGGGCCGCGUUGCGCCAAUCGCCACCAGACGAUGAUAUGUUUGGCCCAAAGACACCGCCAGGCUUCCCGAAGGCGACCGAAACCUCGGCCGUCCCCAGUGGUGCCCCGGGUGGCGCCGGUACCGGGCAGUCUGCUACCUCCUCGUCCACCAACAACAAAGCCCUGCUGCAGGCCCCGAAGUUUUCGAUGCAAGUGAAAACCAAGUCAUCCAAUGUGCGACCCGUCAACCCGUUGUACGAUCCCGGUGACCUCGACGACGGAAAGGACGACGAAAGCCCGGAGCGACAAGAUGAAGCAGCUGCUGGCGGCGCCGGCGGUGGCAGUGGUGGUGGCGUUGGUGCAGCUGCCGAUGGUUCGAACGGUGGUCAGGUCGGGGCCACACUAUCGCAGACUGGCUACGUUGGCGGCGGGAGCCACGUGGGACUGACGAUGGCCACAUCCGUUGGACCGAACACGCCACCGGAACCGGCACCCCAAUCACCUUCGCCCGAUGUUUACGAUCCGUUCGAACCGACCAAGUCGCCAUCGCCAUCACCGACACCGCGGGAUGCGCUCUCGAUCGGGCGACUGUCCGAGGAGGAUGAACCGAGCAACAACAAGACUGCCGCCGCGGUGGCUCCCGACACUGCGAUCGCGGAACGAAACACGGAACUCAUGAACGGUGGUGGUGGUGGCGGCGGCGGAACCGGUGUUGAUAACGUCGGUUCGCGAACACCUCCCCUGUUGGGACGGGCCGGCGGCGUUGCACCGAAGGUCACGGUCCUCAGCAGUAUCGUGCUGAGUGCGGCGGCCAACAUCGCCACCUCCGACGCUAACUCCGACUCCGACGUGGUGAUCUUUGACGAUUUCCCGCAUUCCUCGGGCGCCACGAUGCAGAAAGGGCCCACUUCCGGUGGUGGUGCCGUUGGCAACAGUCUGAUUUCGAAGCUGCCUCUGCCGGGCCAGCAGCAGGGCGGCGGCGGUGGUGUGGCCGGGCAGCAGAGCAGUGGCGCCUCUUCCGGGCCGGCGAAGUUCGUCGGUGACUUUAUGAAUCCAACCGACUCACCGUACUCGCCGGGGGCGAGCGAUUUCGACGACCUGUUCGAGCCACCACCGGGCGGUGGCGGCGACCUGCAAGGCGUAGGCGACUCGCCUCCGUUGCCACACGUUGCCAAGCAGCAGCAGCAGCCCAACAGUGGCCACCAUCCGCUGGCACACUCGUUGGCUCAGCAGCAGACAUCCUACAAACCGUCAACGUCGAAGAUGCCAACGACGAAGGCGGCCAAAAAGUCGACCAUCCAAUUCGAUUCCCUGUUUGGCUCGGCGUCGCCGCCGAAUCACGCCGGUGCACGGAUGGGCGGCCGCGGUCGGAAAGGGGCCCACAAGCGCUCGAAGGGCACCGGAGGAGGUAAGCUAAACCAAAAAGGUGACACAGCGGAUGACGAGGAUCCGUCGAAGCUAUCGGUGAAGGAAAAGUUCCUGAAGAAACUCAAUCGACUCGAGCGUGUCGUCGAAGAGGUGAAGUUAGUUAUCAAACCUUACUACAACAAAAAGCAAAUCAACAAGGAUGAGUACAAGGAUAUUCUACGCCGUGCCGUGCCGAAGAUCUGCCAUAGCCGCACCGGGGAAAUUAAUCCGAUUAAAAUUCAGAAGCUCAUCAAGGCGUACGUACGCAAAAUACGUGGCAAACGGCGGCUGACGAAGAAGGGUGGCCCCGGCAGCGGUGGUCCUUUAGGUUUGCCGACGAACAACAGCAAUGCGAUUAUAAUAUAAAGCGAAAGCGACUAGCAGCGGGUGCGUCCACCAAAAUGGAUAUAGGGUUUCGGCGUAAGGUGGAUAGGCGCGAGGCAAUCUGUAUAAAGUUGUACUUUAUUUGACACACGCUAACCUAUGAGUUUAAGCUGCGAAGCUGUAGGCACAGUUAACCUACCUUAUUGUAAUUAUUAUUAUAAUCCCCAUUAGUUGUGUUUUACACUGCUUCUAUUAUUACACUGUUUCUUUUAUCAAUGUGUGUACAUUUAAGCUCAAACACAUCAAGAACCGAGCAAGCAUCCUCCUUUUUCUGGCGUGUACCGCCCCUCGAUAUAUGACCACGAUUUUACGAAGAAUGCGACCAAACCGUUUAGUUAGAUGCAAAAUAUUGUGCUUUCCGCCUAUCGUUUAAAUUGACAAAAGCGUCGCUUUAUGCGCACACAUCGUAGUUUUUCGUUUCAAAAUCGAGCUCCGGUUUUUUGAACAGAACCCUGCAUGCGGUGGACGAGUUAAGCGUAAGAUAAGUUUAAGAACGAAGCAUGAAGCAUGAUUAUUAGUGAGGCAAAGCGUAAGUAGUGUGUAAUGCGAAUGAAACCACCAAAAGAGAGUGGCAGUGAUUGGCGAACAGAAUGUCUUAACAAACGGGAAACCGACAGAAUUUUGUGCAAGAGUGAAUGAUAAUGUUUAUUACUUUUUAUACCAUUGGCCAAAUGAUGAUCGAGUGAGACGGUACUAGAAACUCCGUCUGCUGCAUAAUUAUGAUCCUACGCUCUGGGUUUACCUCGGACUGAGUCACAAUACAAUUGAUUGAUUGUUGAAUUGCUGCACCAACGAGAUUCACAGAGCCCACAGAGAGAGAGAGAGAGAGAGGCAUACGAUGAUGCGGUUAGUGAAUGAAACAGUAAGGGAACUAUAAAUUAAAUUUCCACCAAACUCUGGCACUCUUUGCGCAGAUGUAGCAGCAGCGCAAGUCGGGCGACGUUCGGAUGGGUAUCGCUCGAAUUUAAAGACACACCUUUCCCUCAAGCUAAUCAGCUGCUCAAGUAGUAGAAUUAUACUGACAGAGGAAGAAAAAAGAAUCAUUACAAAUGCUCCAACCUUUAGCCGAACGGAUAGAGCGAUCAUCAGCAGCCCCGUCAUUCAGAUUUUCCCAUUGCGACGAAAAUGAGGAAAUCAUUUAAAUAUGGUAUUUAUAUAUAGUUUCAUUGUAUUGUAGAUAAACCAAGAGCAAAUAGAGUGUUACUGUCAACAACUGGGAAAUGUGGAGAAAACGGACAAAAUUAUGCGACCUCCACAAGCACAGACAGCAGCCCUUUCAGCGCAAACUACGCAACUUGAGGAGAAAACGUUGCGUUCUCGAAUUCGGCGAAGGUGGCAGAUGAGAUCGAUCUCGCUUUCUCCUUAUCAACAAUACACACAUAUAUUUAUUCGUAUGUAAUACUGCACACAGCAACACAUUCUGACAUAACUAACCACUCGGUCAAGUCACCGCAAACGGCGUUUUAAUGAUAAGCUGAACAUAGUAAGUUGUUAAGUAGCGAAAACACUAACGGUUGGAACGUGUGGGCUGCGCUCUUCCUGCGAUGCGGUGCCCCGAGACCGCUGGCUGAUAACGAUGAUUCUCAAUGGUUUAGUUCACAUCCCAGCAUAAGUCAAUUGUAGCCAAACGACACCUGCUGUACACCGGAGAGCUUUCGCUACACACCGAUGUACCCGAUGCAAUAUAUCUGAUUAAAAUCGUUUCUUUCCCAACUUGUUUUCGCCUUCCGGUUACUAUUAAGCCGCACACCUCGUCAGUGACAUAGGAAAACCACAUCAACUCUAACCAUUUGAUGGUGGCUGUCGUAGGACCUCAGAAAUGGGCGAACAUGCGUGGUCAGCAGAACGCCCUCAACGUGUGCGCCACCAUCGUGUCAGUCGUGUGCUAAUGGUUUAGAUUGAAGCGGAUUGAAGGUGUAGGAUCUACCUAAUUCACAGGACCGUCACCGUCUG
Anopheles cruzii is the source of this 9111-nucleotide messenger RNA. Its product is annotated as mucin-19-like. Lineage: Eukaryota; Metazoa; Arthropoda; Insecta; Diptera; Culicidae. Bases 1 to 7140 code for a protein of 2379 amino acids. The record is from RefSeq and is a predicted model, not a curated record. The transcript has 4 exons.